Molecule: messenger RNA, 2074 nt
Organism: Otolemur garnettii (small-eared galago)
Lineage: Eukaryota; Metazoa; Chordata; Mammalia; Primates; Galagidae
Gene: IKZF5
Product: IKAROS family zinc finger 5
Exons: 5
Coding region: 347-1606 (419 amino acids)
Biological process (GO): regulation of transcription by RNA polymerase II
Molecular function (GO): DNA-binding transcription factor activity; RNA polymerase II cis-regulatory region sequence-specific DNA binding
Source: RefSeq, a predicted model, not a curated record
UCCUGCUCACGCGAGACUUGGGGAGGCAUGGGGGCGGGGAGGGACCGAGAGACACAACAAACAUGGCGGCGGCCGAGGCUGCGACAGUGACGAAGACCGUGGCAGCGGCGACCGCAACGGCGUUGAAUAAGACGGUGGGGUUUACUCCGUUUGGUUGUCAGGAGACCUCUGUAUGGCUUUUCAAUUUUAGUUGAAAUUGCCUCCAUGGCCUUUUGGAGUCCCUUGGUGUGUCUCCAGAGUAAAUUUCAAUUACUCUACAUUUCAUCAAUGUUGGAGUGGCAGGAAAAAGGAGGAACUGAUUUGAGGUGAAAAGGUAUAACGAACUGUAAACUUUAAAAAAGCAAAGAUGGGUGAAAAGAAACCAGAGCCUUUGGACUUCGUGAAAGAUUUUCAGGAAUACCUGACUCAGCAGACCCAUCAUGUGAACAUGAUUUCUGGAUCAGUUAGUGGGGACAAAGAAGCAGAGGCUCUUCAGGGAGCUGGAACAGAUGGUGAUCAAAAUGGACUGGAUCAUCCAUCUGUUGAAGUUUCUCUGGAUGAAAACUCAGGAAUGUUAGUAGACGGGUUUGAAAGGACAUUUGAUGGGAAACUCAAGUGUCGGUACUGCAACUAUGCCAGCAAAGGAACAGCCCGGCUUAUUGAACAUAUUAGAAUCCACACAGGUGAGAAACCUCAUAGAUGUCACCUAUGUCCAUUUGCAUCUGCUUACGAACGUCAUCUGGAAGCACAUAUGCGUUCUCAUACUGGAGAAAAACCAUACAAAUGUGAAUUAUGUUCCUUCCGCUGCAGUGAUCGAAGUAACCUGUCCCAUCAUCGAAGGCGCAAGCAUAAAAUGGUACCAAUUAAAGGCACUAGGUCUUCCUUAAGCAGCAAGAAAAUGUGGGGGGUUUUACAGAAGAAAACAAGCAAUCUGGGCUAUAGCAGAAGAGCACUAAUCAAUCUAAGUCCACCUUCCAUGGUGGUUCAGAAACCAGACUACCUUAAUGAUUUUACCCAUGAGAUCCCAAAUAUCCAGACUGACUCCUAUGAAAGUAUGGCGAAAACCACACCAACUGGUGGCCUUCCAAGGGACCCCCAAGAACUCAUGGUUGACAACCCUUUGAAUCAGCUCUCGACUCUAGCAGGACAGUUGUCCAGUUUGCCUCCUGAAAACCAAAACCCUGCAUCCCCUGAUGUAGUUCCCUGCCCUGAUGAAAAGCCUUUCAUGAUUCAGCAGCCUUCUGCCCAAGCAGUAGUUUCAGCUGUGUCAGCAAGUAUUCCCCAGACCUCAUCUCCCACAAGCCCCGAACCUCGGCCAUCACAUAGUCAAAGGAACUAUAGUCCAGUGGCAGGUCCGAGCAGCGAGCCAAGUGCCCACACGAGCACUCCUAGUAUAGGAAAUAGCCAGCCAAGCACUCCAGCCCCCGCCCUGCCGGUCCAGGACCCUCAGCUUCUGCACCACUGCCAACACUGUGAUAUGUACUUUGCAGACAAUAUCCUGUACACUAUUCAUAUGGGGUGUCAUGGGUAUGAAAAUCCUUUUCAGUGUAAUAUAUGUGGAUGCAAAUGUAAAAACAAGUAUGAUUUUGCCUGUCAUUUUGCAAGAGGGCAACAUAACCAACAUUGAUUGAAAACAAUCACAUGAUGUUUUACCUGAUUUUGCCUUUUUGUAUUUUGUGGUUUGAUUUUUUUUUCCCCAUCUCUAAUUUAAGGUUUGUACACCUGAAAACCAAAAUCCUGCAUCCCCUGAUGUAGUAGAUCAUAUUUAUAGAACAUAAAAAUUUGACAGUGGAAACAAUUUUCCCAUUUUUUUCAUAAAAAUCUGGUCAUUUAUGUAUUAAAAUUUUAGACAUGUGUAUCCCUUUCCUUUCAUUUAGACAUUUGAGCAUUAGAGUGCAAUCAUAAUCUUCCAGGUGUUCAUUUAAAUUUCUCACAUUUAUGGUCGAUAAAACUUUAAGGCUUAUCUAUACUCUUAAUAUUUCAGUAUAUACAUCGAGCUAGAUGUAAUUUCUGCCAUAUUUCAAAAUGGUAGAAUGAAUUAUUUUCUCUUACAACUUAUUUCAGUGUUUAGUAGAGAAUUGCCUUAAAAAUUCGU